Molecule: messenger RNA, 1451 nt
Organism: Rubroshorea leprosula
Lineage: Eukaryota; Viridiplantae; Streptophyta; Magnoliopsida; Malvales; Dipterocarpaceae
Source: the annotation of a GenBank genome assembly
AGAGAGAAAGAAAAUUGAAGAAAAUGGAGAGAAAGCCAAGCGUGUGUGAAAACCAAGUUAGCCAUGUUUUGGUAUUUCCUUUUCCAGUACAAGGUCACAUAAACCCAAUGUUCCAAUUCUCCAAGAGAUUGGCCUCAAAAGGCCUGAGGGUGACACUAAUUACUGUCACUACUCCUGCCAAACCAUUGCAGCUGCCAACAAGCUCCAUCAACAUUGAGUCAAUUGAAUUCGAUGAAGGUUAUAAUGACAAUGAGGUUAUGCAUUAUAUUGAAGUUUACAACGCAACAAUCCCAGGUAGGCUAGCCAAGCUCAUUGAGAGGCAGAACACCUCACAAUAUCCUGCUAAAUUUGUUAUAUAUGAUUCGAAUAUGCCAUGGGCGUUAGAUGUGGCUCGAAGUGCAGGCAUAGAUGGAGCUCCUUUUUACACUCAACCUUGGGGAGUUAAUGUCAUCUACUAUCAUUUGCACCUAGGGACUCUCAAAGUUCCUUUGGAAGAGCCUAUUGCUGCAUUGCCUUCAAUGCCGAUACUGGAAGCCAUUGACCUGCCCUCGUUUGCUCGUGAUACAGAUGCAUAUCCUAGUCUACUCAAUGUUAAAAUUGCUCAAUUCUCAAAUUUGGAAGAAGCAAGAUGGGUCUUUUGUAACACUUUUGAUAAGUUGGAAGAUGAGGUAAUCAAAUGGAUGGCAGCAAACCAUAAACCAAUCAAGACAAUUGGACCUACUGUUCCAUCAAUGUACCUAGACAAGAGGUUGGAGGAUGAUAAGGACUAUAGUCUCAAUCUAUUCAAACCGGAUGUGGAUGCCUGCAUCAAGUGGCUAGACUCAAAGGAAGCUGCAUCAGUUGUUUAUGUAUCAUUUGGAAGCUUGGCCACCUUAGGAGAAGAACAAAUGGAGGAAAUAGCAUGGGGCCUAAAGAGGAGCAACAACUAUUUCUUGUGGGUUGUUAGAGAAACGGAACAAAAGAAGCUCCCUAGCAACUUUGUUGAGGAGACAUUAGAGAAAGGGCUAGUAGUGUCUUGGAGCUCUCAAUUGAGAGUUCUAGCUCAUGAGGCAGUAGGUUGUUUUAUAACUCAUUGUGGUUGGAACUCGACAAUUGAGGCGUUGAGCUUGGGGGUGCCAAUGGUGGCAAUGCCAAUAUGGACAGACCAACCAACUAAUGCGAAGUUUGUUGAAGAUGUAUGGAAGGUAGGAAUUCGAGUUAGGAUGGAUGAAAAUGGCAUAAUUAGAAAGGAAGAGAUUGAACGGUGUAUAAGGGAAGUCAUGGAGGGAGAGAACAAUAUGGAUAUCAAAAGUAAUUCAGAGAGGUGGAGGAGAUUGACCAAAGAGGCAGUUGAUGAAGGUGGAAGCUCUGAUAGGAACAUAGAUGAAUUCGUAGCAGAACUUAUGUUCAAAUAGGUAUUUGGUGUAGUUGUUAGUUGGUCAAAAAGAAGUUAAUAAAAUUACGUAUUCUUG